Molecule: messenger RNA, 1692 nt
Organism: Peniophora sp. CBMAI 1063
Lineage: Eukaryota; Fungi; Basidiomycota; Agaricomycetes; Russulales; Peniophoraceae
Source: the annotation of a GenBank genome assembly
AUGUUCAGCCUUGGACUUCCACCUCCACCUGCUCGUCCUCGCACUCCAGUCCCCAAGUUCAAAUACCUCGAUGAUCCCGCCAGCGCCCACAGAGCCUAUGCUCACCGCCAGAUGCCUCUUACGGGGGACUUCUGCGUCGUACGUAUCGAUCACGUCGCCUCGGUUGCAGACCUGGGCCCAGAGGCAAUGAAAGCUGCAAAGCGCAUUUCGUCGAAGCCAUAUGUAGGAUAUAUCUGCAUGACUGAUGCCCUUCCCUACGAAGGGAACGCGACCAAUCUAUACUCGAUCUCCUUUGUCUCUGCAGGUGUCCCUUUAGCUUCGGCCUAUUGCGACGAUACCCCAGCAUGCAUCCCCAUCCAUCCCAACUCAGAAUGCUUCGGAGAGCGCCCGCCUAUUGAAGCAUGCGCUCCUUUUCCUUGGCCGAAUUGCUACCUCUCCACCUUCACGACGAAGCAGUUCCGCGUCACCACUGCGAGACGUGACUACAGCCCUGUGCUCUGUAUUCCAACCUCUGAGUCAUCAGUGGACAUCUUCAUGACCAUUAACCGAGAUGCACACUCUCGGGCCGACUUCUACGAGCGCCGUCGGGAAGGGGACCCAGAUGCCCUCGCACUCAUGCCGUUCUCUCCUGGCCCGGAAUCUCCAUCCGAUCCUUUGAGCUUCUUGCCAGCCUCGCCAAGUCCCGUUGCCUCGGAGGAACACGAUGCUGUUGACUGCGAAGGAACGCAUGUAUCUUCGCCAAAUGCCGGUCUCACCGACACUCCCGCUACCGCGUUCUCGCCGAAAGGUCUAUCGGAUAUCACGUCUGCUUCUUCUUUCAAGCAUAUACUCGCGUCUGCGAUGUUUGAUAGUGGAUCCAACGAAUAUCCCAUCGUUGAUAUCUGGUACGACUUGGAUAUGGUACCUGAGGUUAGAGAUCCUGAGGGAUUCAUGGUGGAAUGCGACAUGCUCGAGCAAUUGCGAUGGCAUUUCGAGGACCUGAUGGAUAAGGUUAACGCCGGGGUUUCUCCUGCAGCAGCCUCUCGCAGCGCGGACGCUCCUCUCCCUUCCCCACCUCCCAAAGCCGACAGCACACUGGAGACGCCAUUACCUACAAACUGUGCCCACACACCCAUCGAUGAUGGAAAGGCACCCGCUUCUGAGAUGGUAGCCUUGCCGACCACGGUCGCUGCAACCACUGUUGCCCAUCACGAGUUGUCGAAUACGCUACCCCACUCGAACGACAACGCUACUCGCUCCCCUACGUUGUCUCCGCCAGUAACAUUGCCAGCUGCGAGGUCUCAUCCUGCACGCCCCCAGAACCCGGCCCUGAUCGCCCCAUCCGCUGUGGUUGCUGCCGCGGAGAUCAUGGAUGCUGAGCGCGCUACAGCAUCGAAUGUUCAGAGGUCCGUUGGGCCUGUGCGGUCCGCGUCACUUCGUAGCAUGCGCCACUCUUCCUCAAAAACGUCGACGCGUUCGCGCAAGGGCUCAGCGACCGCCUGUGCUUCGCCGACGAAGAGUCACUUCCCUCUCCGCCCACAUCCCUACGCCGUCCGACCGACACGCAGCAGUUCGACGCUCUCGUAUGCGGUACCCCGCUCACGUCACGACACGUACAAGAGCUUGAGAAAGAGUCGCUCGAGUGUGUAUCUGAAGGCACCGCGCCGGGGUGAAACCUUCCCAGUGCCCUCAUCGCGUUCGACACGGCAUUAG